UCCAUAUGCACUUUUACCCGAAUUUCGAAAAGAAGCUGAUCGGUUGAUUAAAGCUGGUAUAUGGAAGCCAGUUAAAUUUAGUGAGUGGGCAUCGCCAAUAGUUUUAGCAAAGAAACCAGAUGGCACAGUUCGCAUUUGUGGAGACUUUAAAAUCACAAUAAAUAAACAAAUUGACAUUGAGCAACAUCCGUUACCGUUGCCAGAAGACAUAUUAUACCAUAUAACAUUCGUUACGGAAAGUUACUUUCUAAAAUUAAUCUAAAGGAUGCGUAUCUGCAAAUGGAACUUGAUGAAGAGUCAAAAAGUUGCUAGUAGUAAGUACACCAUUAGGUUUAUUUCAAUACCAACGACUUCCUUACGGUAUUGCAAGCGCGCCCGAUAUCUUUCAAAGAUAUAUUGAACAAAUACUAACUGGUAUUGAAGGAUGCGGUAACUACUUAUACGACAAUCAUAAUCAUACUGACGGCUCCUACAACUGAAAUCCACAUACAAAGGUUGAACCAAGUUCUAAACAUUUUACAACAAAAUGGUAUUCGUUGCAAAUUUGAAAAAUGUAUGUUUCUGCAAAAGAAAAUUCAAUAUUUAGGACGAAUUAUAAGUGCACAAGGGGUCCAACCUGAUGAAGCUGGAGUAAAAGCGGUUAAGCAAUUACCGCAUCCAAAAAAUAUUAAACAAGUUGAAUCGUUUAUGGGCAAGAUAAAUUAUUAUCAUAAAUAUAUAUCUAAUUAUUCUACAAUUGCAGCACCUAUUAAUAAAUUGCGACGUAAAAAUAUACAAUUUAAAUGGGGGCAAGCCCAACGCCCAACAAGAAGCAUUUGAUCAUUUAAAAAAUGCUAUUGCUAACGCAACAGUUCUAAUGCAUUAUCAAGAACACCGCCCUUUGAUCCUGGCUACUGAUGCAUGAUCCUAUGGUCUAGGCGCAGUGUUAUCCCAUAUUUAUAAAGAUGAUUUCGAGAGACCAAUUGCAUUUGCUUCCAGAACGCUGAACGAUGUGCAGCAAAAAUACAGUCAAAUUGAAAAAGAAGCACUUGCAAUAAUAUAUGGAGUGCAACAUUUUCAUCAGUAUCUAUGUGGACGUAAGUUUACACUUUUUAC
This is a messenger RNA of Teleopsis dalmanni, 1095 nucleotides long. RefSeq lists its product as uncharacterized. NCBI's taxonomy places the organism in Eukaryota, Metazoa, Arthropoda, Insecta, Diptera, Diopsidae. The record is from RefSeq and is a predicted model, not a curated record.